Lottia gigantea (owl limpet) is the source of this 630-nucleotide messenger RNA. RefSeq lists its product as hypothetical. The transcript is spliced from 3 exons. The record is from RefSeq and is a predicted model, not a curated record. Bases 1 to 630 code for a protein of 209 amino acids. NCBI's taxonomy places the organism in Eukaryota, Metazoa, Mollusca, Gastropoda, Lottiidae. Gene Ontology annotation, cellular component: endoplasmic reticulum-Golgi intermediate compartment; Golgi apparatus; endoplasmic reticulum. Gene Ontology annotation, biological process: endoplasmic reticulum to Golgi vesicle-mediated transport; Golgi organization; intracellular protein transport.
AUGGAACAUUUUACUUUUAUUUUAGCGUUGUUUGCUACCCUGUUUUGUUUGACAUAUUCUGUCGAAUUGACUUUUGAGUUACCUGACAAUGAACAUCAAUGUUUUUUCGAAUCAAUAGAGAAGGGUACUAAAAGCACAAUAGAAUUUCAGGUUAUUACUGGUGGUCACUAUGAUGUUGACAUGGAACUGACAGCACCAUCUGGACAAGUCCUAUAUAAAGAUGUUAAAAAACAAUAUGACAGUUUCACAUGGACAGCUGAUGCAUCUGGUAUUUACAAGUUCUGUUUUGGUAAUGAAUUCUCUACUUUCUCACACAAAGUAGUUUAUUUUGAUCUUCAAGUUGGUGAUGAAAAACCCCUGAUGGAAGGCAUGGAUUCCCAGGCUAAAGCCAUGACUCUGAUGGAAACCUCAGUUCAAAAUGUACACGAGGAUUUUAAAACAGCCAUAGAUUAUCAAACUCAUUUUCGUCUGCGAGAACUACAGGGCAGAUCUUUUGCUGAAGAUUUAAAUGAACGUGUAAUGUACUGGUCAAUAGGACAAUCAGUAGUCAUUGUUUUAAUCGGAAUUGGACAAGUUAUGGUUUUACAAAGUUUCUUUACAGACAAACAUAAAACACCAAGUGCUACGUGA